AUGGUAGAUGAUAGAUGUAAAAAACGAUUUCCAAAACCGUUCAACCCAUUAACAACUUUUGAUGAAAAUGGUUAUGUGCAUUAUAAAAGACGUGAUGGAUCGUAUCAUGUCCUACAAAGUGGGAUUAGAACUGAUAACGGCUAUGUAGUGCCAUACAAUAAAUGUUUGUGUAGUCGAUUUGAUGCUCACAUCAAUGUCAAAUAUUGUUGUUGGAAUAUGAUGAUUAAGUACUUAUUUAAGUACAUUUCAAAGGGGGUUGAUCGCGUUCGUUUCACUCUUCAAACAUCAGAGGCAAAUACUCCUACUACUUCCUCUACCAUACGUGUCGCUGUAAAUGAAAUCAAGUCAUUUCUUGAUGGUCGGUAUGUAUGUCCACACGAAGCAGCAUGGCGCAUCCUCAAUUUCCCCAUUCAUGAACGAGAUCCACCUGUACAAGUCUUUGUCGUCCAUUUGGAGGGGAUGCAACCUACUAUUUUUAAAGAAAACAGUCAAUUAAGCUCUCUAAUUGAUACCCCAGGUUUUGGUGUUACCAUUUUAACAGAAUGGUUGCACAAUAAUCAACGUGAUGGUCGAGGAAUUGACUUGACAUACAAUGAUUACCCUUCUAAAUACAGUUGGGACACCAAAGAUAAGAGAUGGAUUCAUAGGACUACCACAACAAAUACUACCAUUGGCAGACUUUCAUAUGUACAUCCAUCAACUGGGGAGUUAUUCUAUCUACGGAUUUUACUAUUCCAUCAAAAAGGAUGUAAAUCCUUCUAUGACAUUAGAACCGUUCGUGAAAACACAUACUCAACUUUUUGUGAUGCAUGUGAAGCAUUAGGGGUAACUGGUGACGAUAAGGAAUGGCUAACAACAUUUGAAGAAGCAUCAUCUUGGGCAACCUCAUUUGAAAUUCGUUCUCUAUUCUUUCAUCUACUUUUGUAUUGUGAAGUAGGAAACCCUCUUUUGUUAUGGGAAGCCGCAAAACCUAAAAUGGGCGAUGACAUAACCCAUACAUUCACUUCGAAUUCUACAGAUCCAAAUGUAGUUCUACGUGUUGAUACACUAGAACAACACAUACUUCUCGAAAUUCAAAAGACACUAAUAGCUUCAACACCUUCCAAAUCACUUGCUGACUUUGGAUUGCCAAUGCCAUCUCCAUCUCUUCUUUCCAUUCUCAAAAAUCGUCUUCUUCUUGAAAAGACUAAUUAUGAUACAAAUCUCUUAAUUUCUCAAAAUACAUCCAUGGUAUCACAAUUUAAUCCGGAUCAACUUACAAUUUAUGAAAGAGUUGUGGAUGCUGAACGAAACAAAAGAUCUAAGGGAAAGAUUAUACUGGUUGUUGCUGCCUCAGGCAUUGCAUCCCUUUUGUUGCCUUCAGGUCGUACUGCUCAUUCUAGAUUUCUAGCAGAGCUCCUAAAGAGGACUUCUAUGAUCAUAUGGGAUGAAGCUCCAAUGAGUGAUCGUCGUUGCUUUGAGUUUCUUGAAAAAUCACUAAAAGAUGUCCUUGAAGAUGAUAACCAUCUUUUUGGUGGGACGUCAAUGCUCCUAGGAGGUGACUUUCGACAAACUCUUCAUGUUCAAUCUAAAAGUAGGAAAUCACAAAUAAUUAGCCUAACUCUACCUAAUUCCUAUCUAUGGUCACAUUUUAUGAUAUUGAAAUUGCAUCAUAAUAUGCGUUUAUCCCAACCGGUCAAUUCAAAUAAGGAUGUUAAUCGAAUAUCUGAGUUUGCUUCAUGGCUUCUCGAUAUUGGAAAUGGAAAUAUCGGAACACCAGACAAGAAUGAUCCAGAAUGCACAAACAUUAUACAAAUACCUGAUUGUUUCCUUAUCGAAUCAAGAGACAAAGGAUUAGAAUCACUAAUAUAUUUUGUAUAUGGCAAAGAUAUAAUUUCCAAUCCAUCACCUGAGGAGUUAUCUGUUAGAGCCAUUAUUUGUCCAAAAAAUGAAACAGCUGAUCACGUCAAUGCUUUAAUUCUAUCAAAAACCAAUAGUCAAGGGGUGGUAUACAACAGCUGUGAUUCUAUUAAGUCACAAACCCAUGAUAGCUUAGAAUUAGAUACCUUGUAUCCCCAAUAUUAUUUAAACAAUCUUCACUUUUCUGGUAUUCCUUCACAUACAUUAAAUUUGAAAGUUAAUACCCCAGUUAUGCUAAUGAGGAAUAUCAAUCAACAAGAAUGUCUUUGUAAUGGAACACGUUUGAUUGUUACACAAUUAUUACCAUCUGUGAUUGAAGCUUCCAUAAUAACAGGAAUAACUAUUAGGAAAAGGGUGUACAUUCCAAGAAUAAAAUUUGUACAUAAUACCUCUGACCUACCUUUUAUAUUUAUCAGAAAACAAUUUCCUCUUAAAGUGUAUUACGUAAUGACUAGAAACAAAAGUCAAGGCCAAUCUCUUAAAAAGGUAGGUUUAUACCUCACAAACUCUGUUUUCACACACGGACAACUAUAUGUGGCUUUGUCAAUAGCUACCUCACCAGAUUCGAUAAAGAUUCUGCUACAACAAGAAGAUGCAUUACCAUUCAACUUUGCUGAACCUGUUAGAUGUGAUCAUUGGCAAUGCGAAAAGCAAGCAAGACCUGCUCAGAUGUCCACAUUAAAUGCUGAUGAUGCUGGUGGCUCCGGCUUCAAUGCAAUGAGGCCAGGUAUACUGUAUGCAUAUGCUAGGAAUCCAUACUUUUUUUUGUCUCUGUUACAGUCUUCCAAAGUCAAUAAAACUAAGGAAAAGACGGGAGAUGAAAAAUAUUCAUGUCAUUCUCUUGAUGAAGUGUCUCGAAUGAUACAUAAUACCUUAUCCGCAUAUGAAUCCAAGGUUCACAACAUGUUUCUUGAUCUUGGGGAGUCGAAUAUUCUUCGCCCGUAUAUGAGUGAUGCAAUAAUAGAUAUAUCUAAAGUCUGUGAAGUUUUUGAAGCAAAAGAAGCAGCACCAUCUGUUGCAGGUUACUUGGAGCAAAUUGGAAGCAAGAUUGGUCAAAAUAUAUUAUAUAAAGAAUAUUCAUCUUUUCAAAAUGGGUAUCCUGUUGAUGAUCUGGAAGAAAGUUUAUCUGAUCCUCUUCCGGGAAUGCUCAACUCCCUUGAUCUCACCGGACCCAUUUCCCCUUCUAGUUCGUCUCUGAUACAAUCAGUGAUCAACCCCGUUAUAUUUGGUUUAGUAGCUUCAGACGAAGAAAGAUGGCUGCCUGAUAAAAGUUAA
Molecule: messenger RNA, 3174 nt
Organism: Lactuca sativa (garden lettuce)
Lineage: Eukaryota; Viridiplantae; Streptophyta; Magnoliopsida; Asterales; Asteraceae
Biological process (GO): telomere maintenance; DNA repair
Molecular function (GO): DNA helicase activity
Source: RefSeq, a predicted model, not a curated record